This is a messenger RNA of Penicillium oxalicum, 1170 nucleotides long. RefSeq lists its product as uncharacterized. NCBI's taxonomy places the organism in Eukaryota, Fungi, Ascomycota, Eurotiomycetes, Eurotiales, Aspergillaceae. The record is from RefSeq and is a predicted model, not a curated record. Bases 1 to 1170 code for a protein of 389 amino acids. Gene Ontology annotation, biological process: canonical NF-kappaB signal transduction. The transcript has a single exon.
AUGGGUUCUCAUCAAACAGAUGGCGAACCCUCGGGAACUCGCCACUCAGACGAGUACUCGCCUGCCAGCACCAGCCAUGGUCGCUUCCGGUUCAAAACAAGCUCAGCGCGAAGCUCCAAACGUCGCGAUCAUCAUGAAGAGGAUCCUCUCCGCACUUUGAAAAGUGAUCGAAAACGCCCACGCACAAGUGAUUCCCGAAGUUCGCAACACACUGCAAAUUCAAACACCACGGGCUCGUCCCAUCCCGACGAGACGUCUCCAGUGGAAGAGAACAGGACGCGGUCAUCUCAUCGCCGACAUAGACACAAACGUCACCGUUCCCGCUCCCGCGAACACAAACGCCGUGAUUCAAGUAAGAACAAGAACAAGGACGACAUUUCCUCGGCACAUCCCCCUCUAUCCCCAAACGCUGCCUUUCGCGAAUCCCUCUUCGACGCACUGGGCGACGACGAAGGUGCCGCAUACUGGGAAACCGUCUACGGCCAACCGAUUCACAACUUCGCCGUGCCUGAAGUUCCCCGAGGUCCCGACGGAGAAUUGGAACAAAUGACGGACGAAGAGUACGCGACGUACGUGCGGUCACGGAUGUGGGAACGUACGCGGGAAGGAAUGCUCGAAGAGCAGGACCGUCUUCGAGAAGAGCGUUGCAAGGCGAGGCAGAGGGCUCGGAAUAGCGGUGGGAGCGAGGAGAGAAGACGGGAACAGGCGGAGUUUGAGAGAGCGAUGGAGGAGUCUCUUCGGCGCGGCGCGGAGAGGAAGAUGAGAAAGAAGAAUUGGGAGGGGGUUUGGGGACAGUAUCUUGGUCGAUGGGAGGAUAUUGCACGGGUUGUGGAGAAGGCUGCAUCGACGAGAUCAACCUCACCAUCGAAAGAGGCGGAACCAUCCGCCAAAGUCGGUCACGAAACGCCUCGACUGCGAAACUUGCUCUUUUGGCCCGUUGAAAGUGGGAAACGGCGCGAUGUCAAUGCGGACUCGGUGCGAGACUUUCUUCGCCACUCGACUACAGGGGAUCUCAUGUCCACAUUGAAAGCGGAGCGAGUACGCUGGCAUCCGGAUAAGAUUCAGCAUCGGUAUAGCGUGCUGGGCAUUGAGGAGGAAGUGAUGAAGAGUGUCACGGAGGUUUUUCAAAUCAUUGAUCGAAUGUGGAGUGAGGAGAGGCAGCGAGGAUGA